AAAAGAAGAAGACGAGGAAGAAGCAGCCUCAGCCUCGGUACAUCUGGAACAUCCCUAUCUGUGUCCUUUUUGUGCUUCUACUUCAGACUUUGAUGGGAUUUACAGACUGGGACGUGAAAGCUCGGCUCGUCCUGCACAAGAGAAGCCAAAGGUGGAUUUUAAGUGAAACCUGAAAGUUGUGUCUGAACAACGAUCACCUGAUUCCGGCAAACAUGGAUGGAAGACCCACCUGUGACCAGUGUGGAAAGACUUUCACCAGAGCAAGUUACCUAAAAAUCCACCAACGCAUCCACACUGGAGAAAAACCAUAUACCUGUGACCAGUGUGGGAAUGCUUUCACCACAGCAAGUAUACUAAAACAGCAUCAACGCAUCCACACUGGAGAAAAACCAUACACCUGUGACCAGUGUGGGAAUGCUUUCACCACAGCAAGUGAGCUAAAAAUCCACCAACGCAUCCACACUGGAGAAAGACCAUAUGGGUGUGACCAGUGUGGAAAUGCUUUCACCAGAGCAAGUGACCUAAAAAGCCACCAACGCAUCCACACUGGAGAAAAACCAUAUGAGUGUGACCAGUGUGGAAAUGCUUUCACCAGAGCAAGUUACCGAAAAAUCCAUCAACGCAUCCACACUGGAGAAAAACCAUAUACCUGUGACCAGUGUGGAAAGACUUUCACCAGAGCAAGUUACCUAAAAAUCCACCAACGCAUCCACACUGGAGAAAAACCAUAUACCUGUGACCAGUGUGAAAAUGCUUUCACCACAGCAAGUACACUAAAACGACAUCAACGCAUCCACACUGGAGAAAGACCAUAUGAGUGUGACCAGUGUGGAAAUGCUUUCACCACAGCAAGUAUACUAAAACAACAUCAACACGUCCACACUGGAGAAAAGCCAUAUGAGUGUGACCAGUGUGGAAAUGCCUUCACCACAGCAAGUACACUAAAAACACACCAACGCAUCCACACUGGAGAAAGACCAUAUGAGUGUGACCAGUGUAGAAAUGCUUUCACCACAGCAAGUUCCCUAAAAACACACCAACGCAUCCACACUGGAGAAAAACCAUAUGAGUGUGACCAGUGUGGAAAUGCUUUCACCACAGCAAGUGACCUAAAUAUCCACCAGCGCAUCCACACUGGAGAAAAACCAUAUGAGUGUGACCAGUGUGGGAAUGCUUUCACCAGAGCAAGUAACCUAAAAAUCCACCAGUGCAUCCACACUGGAGAAAAACCAUAUGAGUGUGACCAGUGUGGAAAUGCUUUCACCACAGCAAAUGUCCUAAGAAGACACCAACUCAUCCACACUGGAGAAAAACCAUAUGAGUGUGACCAGUGUGGAAAUGCUUUCACCAGAGAAAGUAAUCUAAAGAAACACCAACUCAUCCACACUGGAAAAAGACCAUAUGCCUGUGAGGAGUGUGGAAAGACUUUCACCAGAGCAAGUGACCUAAAAAUCCACCAACGCAUCCACACUGGAGAAAAACCAUAUGGCUGUAACCAGUGUGGGAAUUCUUUCACCGCAGCAAGUGCCCUAAAAAAACACCAACGCAUCCACACUGGAGAAAAACCGUAUCAGUGUGACCAGUGUGGAAAUGCUUUCACCACAGCAAGUUCCCUAAAAAUCCACCAACACAUUCACACUGGAGAAAAACCAUAUGAGUGUGAUCAAUGCGGAAAGAGUUUCACCCAGAUGAAUGGGCUGAAACAUCACCAACGCAUCCACACUGGAGAAAAACCACAUAACUGUGACCAGUGUGGGAAUCCUUUCACCACAGCAAGUUCCCUAAAAAUCCACCAACGUAUCCACACUGGAGAAAAACCAUAUGAGUGUGACCAGUGUGGAACUGCCUUCACCACAGGAAGUUCCCUAAAAAAACACCAACGCAUCCACACUGGAGAAAAACCAUAUGAGUGUGACCAGUGUGGAAAUGCUUUCACCACAGCAAGUGACCUAAAAAUCCACCAACGCAUCCACACUGGAGAAAGACCAUAUGACUGUGACCAGUGUGGAAAUGCUUUUACCACAGCAAGUUACCUAAAAAAACACCAACACAUCCACACUGGAAAAAGACCAUAUGCCUGUGCCCAAUGCGGAAAGAGUUUCACCCACAUGAAUGGGCUUAAACAUCACCAACGCAUCCACACUGGAGAAAAACCAUAUGCCUGUGCCCAAUGCGGAAAGAGUUUCACACACGGAAGUGACCUAAAAAUCCACCAACGCAUCCACACUGGAGAAAGACCAUAUGAGUGUGACCAGUGUGGAAAUGCUUUCACCAGAGCAAGUGAUCUAAAAAGCCACCAACACAUCCAUACUGCAGAAAAACCAUAUGAGUGUGACCAGUGUGGAAAUGCUUUCACCAGAGCAAGUGAUCUAAAAAGCCACCAACACAUCCACACUGGAGAAAAACCAUAUGAGUGUGACCAGUGUGGAAAUGCUUUCACCAGAGCAAGUAACCUAAAAAGUCACCAACGCAUCCACACUGGAGAAAAACCAUAUACCUGUGACCAGUGUGGAAAUGCUUUCAUCACAGCAAGUAAACUAAAACGACAUCAACGCAUCCACACUGGAGAAAAACCAUAUGAGUGUGACCAGUGUGGAAAGGCUUUCAACACAGCAAGUAUACUAAAACAACAUCAACACAGCCACACUGGAGAAAAACCAUAUGAGUGUGACCAGUGUGGAAAUGCUUUCACCACAGCAAGUUCCCUAAAAAAACACCAACGCAUCCACACUGGAGAAAGACCAUAUGAGUGUGACCAGUGUGGAAAUGCUUUCACCAGAGCAAGUUCCCUUAAAACACACCAACGCAUCCACACUGGAGAAAAACCAUAUGAGUGUGACCAGUGUGGAAAUGCUUUCACCACAGCAAGUGACCUAAAUAUCCACCAGCGCAUCCACACUGGAGAAAAACCAUAUGAGUGUGACCAGUGUGGGAAUGCUUUCACCAGAGCGAGUAACCUAAAAAUCCACCAGUGCAUCCACACUGGAGAAAAACCAUAUGAGUGUGACCAGUGCGGAAAUGCUUUCACCACAGCGAGUAACCUAAAAAUCCACCAACGCAUCCACACUGGAGAAAAACCAUAUGAGUGUGACCAGUGCGGAAAUGCUUUCACCACAGCGAGUAACCUAAAAAUCCACCAGUGCAUCCACACUGGAGAAAAACCAUAUGAGUGUGACCAGUGCGGAAAUGCUUUCACCACAGCGAGUAACCUAAAAAUCCACCAACGCAUCCACACUGGAGAAAAACCAUAUGAGUGUGACCAGUGCGGAAAUGCUUUCACCACAGCGAGUAACCUAAAAAUCCACCAACGCAUCCACACUGGAGAAAAACCAUAUGAGUGUGACCAGUGUGGAAAUGCUUUCACCACAGCAAGUAACCUAAAAAGACACCAAAGCACCCACAAUGGAGAAAAACCAUAUGCCUGUGCCCAAUGCGGAAAUGCUUUCACCACAGCAAGUGACUUAAAAAUCCACCAACGCAUCCACACUGGAGAAAAACCAUAUGAGUGUGACCAGUGCGGAAAUGCUUUCACCACAGCAAGUAACCUAAAAAAACACCAACACAUCCACACUGGAGAAAAACCAUAUGCCUGUGCCCAAUGCGGAAAGCGUUUCACCCAAAUGAAUGGGCUUAAACAUCACCAACAUCACACUGGAGAAAAACCAUAUAACUGUGACCAGUGUGGGAAGUUUUUCACCAAAGCUAAUCAUCUAAAAAUCCACCAACGGACCCACAAUGGAGAGAGACCCAAGUCCAUCCCAUAAUUUCAGACCCACAACCCAAAUCCAUCUACACUUCACAUCUGUCCUCACUUUAGUCCAGUCAGAGAUAUAAAAACUUCUAAAAUUAUAAUUACUCUGUCUUAAUUUAAAGAAAUCUUGAAUGCUAUUUUUAACAAUAUUAUUUUUUGUUAUAGAAAUCAUAUACAAUAUCCUGCAAUUUUAAGGGUUUCAAGUGGAAUAAAUCAAUUAUUAGUUACUUCAAAAUAGGGCUGCACGAUUCUGGCAAAAAUGUGAAUACCGAUUCUUUUGCUUAGAAUUGAUAUCACGGUUCUCUGGCACAAUUUUUUUCACAAAAUAUUUAUUCUACUGUUGUCAAGGAAAAUGGGU
Sphaeramia orbicularis (orbiculate cardinalfish) is the source of this 4109-nucleotide messenger RNA. Its product is annotated as zinc finger protein 208-like. Gene Ontology annotation, molecular function: DNA-binding transcription factor activity; RNA polymerase II cis-regulatory region sequence-specific DNA binding. The record is from RefSeq and is a predicted model, not a curated record. NCBI's taxonomy places the organism in Eukaryota, Metazoa, Chordata, Actinopteri, Kurtiformes, Apogonidae. Gene Ontology annotation, biological process: regulation of transcription by RNA polymerase II.